Molecule: messenger RNA, 756 nt
Organism: Tremella mesenterica DSM 1558
Lineage: Eukaryota; Fungi; Basidiomycota; Tremellomycetes; Tremellales; Tremellaceae
Exons: 8
Coding region: 1-756 (251 amino acids)
Molecular function (GO): nucleoside triphosphate diphosphatase activity
Source: RefSeq, a predicted model, not a curated record
AUGCCUUCGGACAAGUCUACGCGUCCCUCUGUCGUCUUAUCGACCGCCCUUCCCCUACCCAUCUUCCGCCAGCUCUCCAACCGACGCGUCGUCCUCGCUUCCUCCAGUCCGAGGAGGAGAGAUAUCCUAGAACUAGCCGGCUUGAGACCAGAGAUCGUACCUUCCACAUUCGCAGAGGACCUUCCUAAAAGUCAAUUUGACAGUCUGGGUGAUUAUCCCGUAGCUACCGCUGGAGAGAAGGCUACAGAAGUAUACGAACGUCUGGUGAGGGAGAAUCAACAUGAUCCCCCUGAUUUGGUUAUCAGUGCCGACACAGUAGUCAUCUUCCCUCCCGAAGCUGACACCCGUCCUGGUGGUAUAUCACAAGGGGAGACUUCCGAAAUACUUGAGAAACCUUUUUCGAAGGACGAUCAAACACGUAUCCUCUCUUCUAUGUCUGGUAGAGCUUGCGAAGUGGUCACUGGGAUCUGUAUAGCUUAUCCUAUCAUCGAGGCCCCAGGUUUCAAGCUACAGUCUAUCUCAUGCUCCACCAUUUGUCAUUUCUACGACAACUCCAAAGAACUAAUACAAGCGUAUGUGGACAGUGGGGAAGGUAUCGACCGUGCGGGGGGUUUUGCCAUACAAGGUCUAGGAGGAUUAUUGAUUGAGCGUAUAGAGGGGAAUUAUGAUAAUGCUGUCGGCUUCCCCUCGGCCCCGUUCUGGCGGUGGAUGUCCGAGUUGGCGGAGGAAGGAGUUUUCGAAGAAGCUUGGUCGUGA